Molecule: messenger RNA, 1553 nt
Organism: Brassica napus (rape)
Lineage: Eukaryota; Viridiplantae; Streptophyta; Magnoliopsida; Brassicales; Brassicaceae
Product: F-box protein At2g05970-like
Exons: 1
Coding region: 117-1280 (387 amino acids)
Molecular function (GO): protein binding
Source: RefSeq, a predicted model, not a curated record
UUAUUUUCUGGUUAUUUGCUUCACAAUAUAUAGUUAGCGACUCUCUAGGGUUUUGCUGUCACUAGGGCACUCUCAGACGAUUUGAAGACCAGAGUUUCGAUCUUUUAGGCUUCAACAUGACUCAAAACAAGAAGAAAGUUAACUGGUCGGAGCUUUGUCCUGAGUUGGUUCAAUGUGUUUUCGAACGAUUGAGUUUCACAAAUCUGAAACGAGGAAGAUCAGUCUGUUCUUCGUGGCGCACUGCUUUGAGAGGUUGCGUCCCAAAACGUAAUCAGAUUCCAUGGCUGCUUCUCUUCCCGCAAAACGACAAUAACAACGAAAACAACAACACCAGUUGCGUGUUGUUCGUUCCAGAAGACAGAGACAAAACCUACAAAACCAGAGAUCUCGGUGCUUACUUUGUUAAGAGUAGCUGUGUUGCUACUUAUGGAAGCUGGCUCCUGAUGUUGGACACUCUUUGGAAUCUCUACAUUAUAAAUCCUUUGACCGGUGAGAGGAUUGAAUUACCAACCACUGACUAUGCUCAAUACGAACGACCUUCUGAUAUAAAACCCCAAGACCUCGUAGCUUGUCUCUGGAUAGACGACAUAAGCAAAGAUUACUUAGUUGCGUGUGUAAUGGGUUACCCUGUCUUUACAAAGAAAGGGAACCACUCGUGGCGAAGGAUCUCCUCUCGUUACGGGGAAGGGCGCUACAAACAAAUGGUAUACGAACCCACAUCCCAACAGCUCUACGUUCGUCGUUACUACAAUUAUCCUGUUAAGGUCUGGUCUUUCUCGGGAGAUGAUCCACAACAAGUCUCUGAAGAUAAUUAUCCUCCAGUUGAGUAUGCCUUUUGGGAUUUCCUCAGCAAAGACAAAGAGUUGCAUCUGAAAGAAGAAGAGUUUUAUGUGAAAGAGUAUGUUGACAGCAGGCUAUACAUUGCAGUCAGUACAGUCUCUGGACAAGUUUUGAAGGUAGUUAAUGUGUUGCAGAAGUUCAAAAGAUGGCGCUUUCUCGUCUACAAAAUGCACCCUGUUGAGCUUACUUGGGAAGUAGUCGACUCUCUGGGCGAUGAGGCGCUGAUCUUAGACAUGGGUAUCACUGUUGUAGCCAAAGACAUUCCAGGGAUCAAGAGGAACUCAAUCUACUUUAGUGGUCUCGAUAAUGGCAGCACAAAUCCUGACCAUAUAUUUGUGUUUGAUCUCACCACCCAUGAGAUUGAACCUUUGCCUCAAUGUGUUUUCUCCUCUGUUCGUUUCUCUGAUGCUCGAUGGUUCUUCCCGGGUCUAGACCCGUAGUCUAACUGUGCUGUUUGCACCUCAUCAUGUCUUAGUUUUUGUUUUGUUACUUCUAAAUGGUGAAAUGAUAUAUAAUGUUGAUUUACUGUCAUACCGGAGUCUUUGUUGUUAGGAGUGUUGUUAGUCUCACAAUUCUGUGCGAUGAAGCGCUGAUCUUAGACAUGGGUAUCACUGUUGUAGCCAAAGACAUUCCACCAGCGAGAUUGAACCUUUGCCUCAAUGUGUUUUCUCCUCUGUUCAUUUCUCCUAUGCUCGUUGGUUCUUCCCGGGCCU